UCCACAGACAGACAGUCAGGUUGCAGCAGCAGACGGAGGGCAGACAGUCUCACCGCCGGUCUCACCGUCACACCAGCGGACCACAGCCGAGCAGAGCCGACCGUGAGCCGGUGACCAUGUCCGUCCUCGGGUCGGCCCCCAGCAGCACGGACGCCUGCCUCAGCAUUGUCCACAGCCUAAUGUGCCACCGACAGGGCGGCGAGAAUGAGGGCUUUGCCAAGCGGGCCAUCGAGAGUCUAGUGAAGAAGCUAAAGGAGAAGAAGGACGAACUGGACUCGCUCAUCACUGCAGUCACCACCAACGGAGUCCAUCCCAGCAAGUGUGUGACCAUCCAGAGGACACUGGAUGGACGGCUGCAGGUGGCAGGCAGAAAGGGCUUCCCUCAUGUCAUCUACGCCCGUCUGUGGCGGUGGCCCGAUCUCCACAAGAAUGAACUCAAACACGUCAAGUUCUGCCAGUUCGCCUACGACCUCAAGUACGACAACGUGUGUGUGAACCCUUAUCACUACGAGCGCGUGGUGUGUCCCGCCAACACCGGUCCUCAGGUGAAGGAGGAGUACAUGCAGGACUGUCUCCAGGUGGAUCUGUCGCCUCUCCCGGACCACUACAGCCAGCAUGUCAGCAUGUAUCCCAGCAUGCCUCUGUCUCCGCCAGGAAGCUCCAUGCCGAGCAGCUGUCGGGUCGACGAUGGACCAGGUCUCCUUCAGAUCGCUGCACCGCAAAACCAGCACGGAGGCCGAGCUUCGCCACCACACCCCAACUCUUCCCUCACACCUCAGCCACCUCACCCGGACGGCAUGACUCCCCCUCACCCACAGAGUCCAGAGUACAGUGGCGUUCCCAAACCAGCCACCUGGUCUGGAAACAGCGCCCCCUACAGCACGGCUGUCCCACAGCACAGUGGGCGGAGUCAUCAGCAGCAUCAACUACAUCAUCAGCAGACGCCCAACACUCAUUUCUGGUCUCAGCACCACAGCUCCGCACCGUACCCUCAGCCGGUGACCAACCACCCGGGUCCUGAGUUCUGGUGCUCCAUCUCUUACUUUGAGCUGGACGUUCAGGUGGGUGAGAUGUUCAAGGUCCAGUCCAGCUGUCCUCUGGUGACCGUGGAUGGUUAUGUGGAUCCCUCCGGCGGUGAUCGCUUCUGUCUGGGUCAGCUGAGCAACGUCCACCGCACGGCCGCCAGCCACCGCGCCAGGCUACACAUCGGUCGAGGCGUCCAGCUGGAGUGUCGGGGUGAUGGGGACAUCUGGAUGCGAUGUCUGAGUGACCACUCAGUUUUCGUCCAGAGCUUCUACCUGGACCGGGAAGCCGGACGAGGACCUGGAGAUGGAGUCCACAAAAUCUACCCGGGGGCUUACAUCAAGGUGUUUGAUCUGCGACAGUGUCACAGACAGAUGCAGCAGCAGGCGGCGGCUGUUGUGGGUCAGACGGGUGUCGGGUUGAACACUACCGGUAUGUGCUCCCCUACAGGUUUAGGCGUAGACGACCUGCGCAGGUUGUGCAUCGUGCGCCUGAGCUUUGUUAAGGGCUGGGGGUGCGACUAUCCGAGGGAGAGCAUCAAGGACACCCCCUGCUGGCUGGAGGUGCAUCUCCAUCGAGCGCUGCAGCUGCUGGACCAGGUGCUACACAUGCUGCCGCUGCGAGAGCACACACUCUGAAGGUGUGUGUGUGUGUGUGUGUGAGAGAGAGAGGUUGAGGGUCCCACUCAGACAAUCAGCUCUCCUGUAACCAAUUCUGGUAUAGAAACGCUAAAGAAAACAUGUCCAGCCUGAGAGAUGUAUAUUUUUGAGGUAUUUAUGGAGUUGAAGGUUCAAUUCUCAGACUGGCCCUUUGCUCUGACACACAGUCAGACGUCCGUCUCACGGGACUCUCAGGCAUCCAGGGUCCAGUUCAGACCUCCGAAGACAGAGCCGUUAGUUCAGCUGAAGCCCUGGUACCAAACCACAGAACCAAAGAGCCCGGCUGUGAGUUGCGCAGCACCGUGGGCCCGUCUCUCAUAUCCCUGUCUUAAGACUUUAUUCAGUGAAGUCCAGCUUUAAACUUUAAUCAUUUUAUUCUUCGGUGUUAAUUUAUUGACAGUUGUCUGCCAAAGAGUCUUCUGGUGGGUCACAUGAUCUUCAUCUUGAGUUUGUGAUUCAUACAACUUCCCAUCUUCUACGUCCAGAGCUUUAUCUUAAGGGUGAUAGUAAAACCUGUGCUUUGUUAUCAUUAAAUCUUACAGUGAAUACAACAGUGACUCUGUGACCUGGUGUCCUCACUCCUACUCUGCUCCGCUCACCCACCACGAUUUACAUUCACCAGAGAAUCAAAGGAAAGAUUACAAAUCGUCAUUCAUGCAAGCUGGCUGAUCAAUGUCGUGAAUUUUUGAAAAAGCUGUUUUAAUUAUUAAUCAUAUUCAAAAUAUCCUAUUUUAAUUGCUAGAGAACAUCCUCGUGCCUGGCAAAAAAAGAGCAGUUUUCAUGUAAUGUAUCAAGUUAAAUUACUCCUCUUGCUUUGACUUUUCAAUAACUAAAUCGCUCUUCAUCUGAGGUGAUCGUUUUUACUUUGAAAGACUGAACAUACAGUAGUUUGUUUUCGUUCUACGCUCCAUUUUUAGGAGAAACUCAAAUUCCGAGUCGACUUGAAUGCAACACUCGAAUAUGGCGGCAAUGACGAACAAAGACGGAGCGUAGGUGAGGUUUAAAUGUUUCACACCCGCU
Synchiropus splendidus (mandarinfish) is the source of this 2702-nucleotide messenger RNA. It is a transcript of the gene smad10b, whose product is annotated as SMAD family member 10b. The transcript is spliced from 11 exons. Lineage: Eukaryota; Metazoa; Chordata; Actinopteri; Syngnathiformes; Callionymidae. The record is from RefSeq and is a predicted model, not a curated record. Gene Ontology annotation, cellular component: heteromeric SMAD protein complex. Gene Ontology annotation, molecular function: DNA-binding transcription factor activity, RNA polymerase II-specific; I-SMAD binding; RNA polymerase II cis-regulatory region sequence-specific DNA binding. Bases 117 to 1661 code for a protein of 514 amino acids. Gene Ontology annotation, biological process: SMAD protein signal transduction; BMP signaling pathway; transforming growth factor beta receptor signaling pathway.